Molecule: messenger RNA, 2358 nt
Organism: Aspergillus puulaauensis
Lineage: Eukaryota; Fungi; Ascomycota; Eurotiomycetes; Eurotiales; Aspergillaceae
Product: Zn(II)2Cys6 transcription factor
Exons: 2
Coding region: 1-2358 (785 amino acids)
Biological process (GO): microtubule-based process; regulation of transcription by RNA polymerase II; DNA-templated transcription
Cellular component (GO): microtubule; nucleus
Molecular function (GO): GTP binding; DNA-binding transcription activator activity, RNA polymerase II-specific; zinc ion binding
Source: RefSeq, a predicted model, not a curated record
AUGUCAUCCGAUGUAGGCCCGCCGGGGUCAGUCCGCAAGCGCCCGCGGCCCGUCAUUUCGUGCCUGCGCUGUCGCGAGAAGAAGCUCAAGUGCGACCGCGUCAGCCCCUGCGAGAACUGCUCCAGGGCCGGCUGCGCGCCCAACUGCGUCUUCCUGCAUGGAACCCCCGCUGCGAGCGAGCCUAAGCGCGCAAGAUCCGGGUCUGCCGCUACCCCUGAGCAGAAUGGGCCGCCGGGGACUUCUGGGGGGACGGGGGCCGGUUCCGGGGUUGGGCUGAUUGAGGAUCUCCAGCAGCGGCUGAAGAGGGUCGAGGAGAUGCUGAAUAUCGGCUCGGAGAAGGCGCUUUCGGUCAGCGGUGGACUACCGGCUCGCACUGCGAAGGUCGGAAAGAGGCAGGUCGCUGACUCUGGUCGGAGGUAUCCGGGGACGCUGGUCGUCAAGGGGACGAGGACUCGGUACCGUGGCCAGAACGACCGGAUGGCGCUGAUUCAGGAGUUCGAAGGAGCAAAGGACUUGGUCGGUGCGUGUACGCAGGAUGAUGCGAUCUUCAGAGUCGCGAAGGAGGUCCAGUUCCUGCAGCGCAGGUCCACCAUGCCGGUUGAGACCCCGGACUCACAGCCAGACCUGGACGCCUCUGUGGAGCUGCAGCAGAUGGAACAGAACAUGCCAUCAAUGGAAGUGUGCGAUAAGCUGAUGGGAACGUAUGCGACCAACUUUGAAGACGCAAUGCGCGUCUUUCACAUCCCGACGCUGUACCGGCAGUAUGCCGACUUCUGGAGCAAUCCUGACCGGGGCAGUGAGCACUACGCCAUGUUCGUACCGCAGUUGACGGCUAUCAUGGCUGCGACUGUUGCAUUGGUAGAUGAAGAGUUCCAGCAGGCGUAUCCAGCUGCUGUGGAAUACCUGACGAAACCUGCAAUCAACCUCGUCCGCUCGUGGCUGUCGAAGCUAUCGCGGAAGCAGCGGACGGAACUCACGAACCUCCAGACUGAAGCGCUUGUACUGUCAGCUCGCUAUAUGCACUUUGAGACACCAGAGGAGGUGUGGCGGAUAACGGGUGCUCUCGUGCGCUCGGCGAUGGUGAUGGGCCUGCAUCUGGAUCUCAGUGCAUACACAGACCUGUCAGUCUUCCAGAAGGAACUGCGGCGUCGACUGUGGAUUACCAUCGUCGAGCUUGACCUGCAAUCGUCCAUCAUGUCCGGCAUGCCAAUUACCAUCCCCGACAUCGACUUCACUCCCCUCAUGCCACUCAACAUCUGCGAUGUCGACUACCACCCAGACAUGACCGAACUGCCCCCCGCGAAACCAUUCACCGAAUGGACAGACACCCUCUCACAAAUCGCCCUCGCAAUGUCCCUCUCAGCACGCAUCCGCGCAAUGGCCAUGGUGCAAACCCCCGGCCCAAACCUCAACCUCGACGACGCAAUGGAACAAGGCCGCCGGAUAGCAGAAUGCCUGCGCCAAAUCCCCCCUCCACUGCGCCUCGACCCCCCGGCCGUCCCCGACGACCCAGCUCCCCAACUCUUCAACCGUGUCCGUCUAAACCUGUACAUCCGCCGGCCCCUCAUAAGUCUCUACCGCUCCAUCAUCAAGAAAUGCGGCGCGUCCGAAACCCCGCCAGAGGUGUGGGACACCCUGCUCAGCUCCUCCCUCUCCGUCCUCUCCUACCUCGACUACUUCGACCCCUCAGUCUCCGACAUCGACUACCACAACCUCCCGGGCUACUGGCACCUCUUCCAAACCUUCUGCCGGAACGAUAUCCUACAAGCCGCGCUAAGUGUCUGCGCAUACAUGAGGCUAGCGCCAAGCCCCUGGCGUGCAUCACAUAGUAAAGCGAAUCUCAUCCGCGCCGUCGAAAGCGCACUUGACGGCAUGGCGCGCACGACUGAUAAACCAGGCAGCGAGUUAAAAGAUAUACUGCUCCUCUCUGUGGUGCUGAAUUUGGUGCGUGCGCGCGGCUCCGAGGAGGACCAGAAGGAGAUUGUCAAGCAGGGCGUGCUUAAGGCCAUGAUGACUUGUCGUGAACAUUUGGCUUCGACGGUGGGGCAACCACUGCCACAGCAACAGCAGCAGACGCAGUUUGUUCAGAAUGGAGCACAGGUGCAGGAUCAGAUCCAUUCUGCAGCGCAGAGCCAGGCUCAGACUCAGCCUGAUACUCAGAUGGCUCAGGUGACUCCACAGAUGCACCCAUCCCAUAUAUUCACGCCGAAUGCCCCCGCCUACCCGUCUGCGUCUAUGGCUGAAAUGCCAGACUUCCUGGGCGACGACCCCGUGCUGGCCGCGGAGUUUAAUAACUUCAUGGUGAACCCGUUCGGGUUUGAUGAUGGGUCUUUCGGGGGGUUCUUUGGGAAUAUCUAA